This is a messenger RNA of Pistacia vera, 1600 nucleotides long. Its product is annotated as probable WRKY transcription factor 15. The record is from RefSeq and is a predicted model, not a curated record. NCBI's taxonomy places the organism in Eukaryota, Viridiplantae, Streptophyta, Magnoliopsida, Sapindales, Anacardiaceae. The transcript is spliced from 3 exons. The coding region runs from base 103 to 1176 and encodes 357 amino acids. Gene Ontology annotation, molecular function: sequence-specific DNA binding; DNA-binding transcription factor activity. Gene Ontology annotation, biological process: regulation of DNA-templated transcription.
UUUUGACCAAACCAGAGAAAGAGAAACCACUUAUCUCUUUAUUAGCAUAGCCACUGUCUUCAUUUUGUUUUGGCAUACUUUUUUCAUGGUGCUGUUGCAGAAAUGGCUGUAGAACUCAUGAUGGGGUUCAGUAACGAUGGGUUUGCUUCCAAAAUGGUGGAAGAAACCGCAGUGAAAGAAGCAGCCUCUGGACUUGAGAGUGUUGAAAAGCUCAUCAAAUUGUUGUCACAACAACAACAACAACACAACCAGGAUAGAUUUAGUCACCAUUCAGCUUCAUCUUCAACCCCCAGUCCUAAACUACCCAUGGAUUUAGACAAAGACUACAGAGCUGUUGCCGACGUUGCCGUUUCAAAGUUUAAGAGGGUGAUUUCUCUUCUUGGUCGUACCAGAACUGGCCAUGCUCGUUUUAGAAGGGCCCCUGUGGCUUCGGCUUCUCCUCCUCCACUUAACCUAAACAACCAAGAGAGUAGCCAGAACCAAGGUGGUGUAGAAACUAAGGUUUAUUACGCAACACCGAUCCAGCAGUUUCCACCACUUCCACCUCAUCUUAAUCAUCACCAUCAUCAUCCUCAUCACCAUGAAUUCUCUUCCUUGGUUGUUCCAAAGAGCGGGGUUCUUGAGAGGAAAGAUUCGUCAACUACUAUCAAUUUUUCGCAUGCCUCAGCUGCCAAUUCGUUUAUCUCUUCCUUGACUGGUGAUGGUGAUAGCAAGCAAAAUCCAUCAAAUUCCUCUGCUUUUCAGAUUGCUAAUCUGUCUCAGGUUUCUUCAGUAGGGAAGCCACCUUUGUCCUCAUCUUCGUUUAAGAGGAAGUGUAACUCUGAGAACAACAUGAGUUCAGCUGGCAAGUGUGGCGUGUCUUCUGGUCGUUGCCAUUGCUCUAAGAAGAGAAAGUUGAGAUUGAAGAGGGUUGUGAGGGUUCCUGCAGUAAGCUUGAAAUUGUCUGAUAUUCCACCUGAUGAUUACUCUUGGAGGAAGUAUGGACAGAAACCCAUCAAAGGAUCUCCACAUCCAAGGGGUUACUACAAGUGCAGCAGUGUGAGAGGUUGCCCGGCACGUAAACAUGUGGAGAGAGCUGUGGAUGAUCCAUCAAUGCUUGUAGUGACAUAUGAAGGCGAGCACAAUCACUCUCUCUCAGUUGCAGAUGCCGCAAAUCUCAUCCUGGAGUCGUCUUAAAGUUGCAAUGAAAAAGCAGUUUGAUAUGUAACUUUGAAAAUUAGUAGAUGAAUGAAUGGUAGUGGGGGUAACAGUAGAGUAGUUGGGUUAGCCUGAAGUAAAAGAAAAUCCCAGGUAUUCAUCUCGAAGGAGAUUAGUGGGUUUAGUUUGUCCAGUCCAGUGUAGUCCCUGUACACAAUAUGGGAUCUGAUUCCACCUGCUUUUAUCUUAUAUAUUUUGAGCACUGUAACCUAUGUUAAUUAAAACAAAAAGCAAGGGAAAUGGUGGAUUUGGUAUUGGAUUUCAAUCUCAAAAGGAAGAAAGUGGGGUUCUAUUCUCUAUCGUCUUUUUUCCUAAUUUUUAUUAGUUGCUUUAGCUUUGGUUCUUGAUUUGGAUGCCUACUUCUCACCUUUUGUUACAUCAAUCACAGUUUCAUUUUUCUUUU